This is a messenger RNA of Sesamum indicum (sesame), 1165 nucleotides long. RefSeq names its product protein Dr1 homolog. The record is from RefSeq and is a predicted model, not a curated record. NCBI's taxonomy places the organism in Eukaryota, Viridiplantae, Streptophyta, Magnoliopsida, Lamiales, Pedaliaceae. Gene Ontology annotation, molecular function: protein heterodimerization activity.
UUCCCACGGACCCUGUGUGAACGUGCUCUUCACCGCCUCACUCUUUUCCGUUAAAUAGGGAGACACCUGGCGUCAAUCUACAGCACGUCACGAUUAGCGCGUGGACUUUCUUGAUCGACUCGCUUCGGUGAAAUCUUUGCCCUAGUCGCCUGCCAGGGACCUCCUCUCUCUCUCUCUCUCUCAAAUCGACCAUGAACCACCGCCCGCUACUCCGAUCACCUACUGCAAAUCUCUGAUUCGGUUAAUAACGCUCAAAUCACUAUCGAUUUCACAAUUUUGUCUGAUCUUACAGAUAUAGCGUGUUUGAUUCUCAGAUAGAAAUGGAACCUAUGGACAUUGUUGGUAGAACUAAAGAGGACGCUUCGCUUCCUAAAGCAACUAUGACAAAAAUCAUCAAGGAGAUGCUCCCUCCAGAUGUUCGUGUUGCAAGAGAUGCUCAAGAUCUUUUAAUCGAGUGUUGUGUAGAAUUUAUUAAUCUCAUUUCGUCAGAAUCCAAUGAAGUCUGUAACAGAGAAGAGAAAAGAACAAUUGCACCAGAACAUGUACUCAAAGCCCUAGAGGUUCUUGGAUUUGGGGAGUAUAUUGAGGAAGUUUAUGCUGCAUACGAGCAGCACAGGCAUGAGACUAUGGACACCAUGAGAAGUGGCAAAUGGAGCAAUGGAGCUGAAAUGACUGAAGAAGAAGCAUUGGCAGAGCAGCAGAGGAUGUUUGCAGAGGCACGUGCUAGGAUGAAUGGAGGCGGCUCAGCCCCCAAGCAGUCGGAUGCCGAGACCCAGCCAACUUCGAACAGCUAACUCUUCUUAUUUAGUUUCUAAAACUCUUUUUAGGCUAGCGCUCUUUACUCCAGUCUCGUUCUUUCUUCUUUGUAUUAUGUACAAAAAUGCACUCGGGUAAUGUUGUGGCUUCUAUUGAACUUACAGCAAACUUUAUUCUGUGUACUAUAUCUAUAUAUAGAAAUAUGUGUAAUUAAAGUUCUCUCAAGGUCGUCCAUCUACGAUGGGAAGGACAUCUGAUCUCAGAAGACAAAUUAUCAUUAUUGUUGAAACUCACGUUUCGCACUCUUUUUUAGGUGGUUAGCUAUCUGAAAGCCUAUCUUAUUUGUGCGGAACUUAUAUGCGUUGCUCAAAACCUGUAUGUUUAUGUAUUCACAGUGCAUUGUUUCCUA